CGCGGCCGGGCGGCUCCAAGGCUACCGGCUGGGGUGAGCAGCGGAGGGCUUGGGCUUGGAAUAGCAAAGAACACGCUCUCCCGAGAAAGUAUAGGCACUGAUCAGAUAGCCAGGGAAACGUGUGUAGGGACGUCGAGGACCCAGGCUCUCGGGCGAGCGUGUAGUUGAACGGACAGGGCCGCGGGGGUCACGCGGGGCUCUCCCGCCUCCCCUCCGCGUGAGCUCCGGGAUGGUCCGCGCUGGGAGUGCGCGCGAGUCUUGAAGCGCUGGUGAAGCGCGCAGGUCGGAGUGACAGCGGCGCUGCCUGCCAGGCUCCGGUCAGCAACGCGCCAUGGACGCAGAGCUGGCAGAGGUGCGCGCCUUGCAAGCUGAGAUCGCGGCGUUGCGGCGAGCGUGUGAGAACCCACCGGCGCCCUGGGAAGAGAAGUCCAGAGUCCAAAAAUCUUUUCAAGCCAUACACCAAUUCACUUCGGAAGGAUGGAAGUCUUCAAAAGAUCUGAAAAAUCAGCUUGGACAUUUAGAAUCAGAACUUUCAUUUCUAAGUACGCUUACUGGCAUCAAUAUAAGAAAUUACUCCAAGCAGACAGAAGACCUAACAAGCACUGAGAUGGCAGAAAAGAGUAUAAGAAAAGUUCUACAGAGACACAGAUUAUCAGGAAAUUGCCACAUGGUUACAUUUCACCUUGAAUUUCAGAUUCUGGAAAUUCAGAAUAAGGAGAGAUUAUCUUCUGCUGUUACUGACCUCAACAUAAUAAUGGAGCCCACAGAAUGCUCAGAAUUAAGUGAAUUUGUGUCUAGAGCAGAAGACAGAAAAGAUCUGUUCAUGUUUUUUCGAAGCCUGCAUUUUUUUGUGGAGUGGUUUGAAUAUCGUAAGCGCACGUUUCAACAUUUCAAGUGUCAUUAUGCAGUAGAACUUCCUGAACGAAUAGGAAAGAAGACAUUUUCUUCCUGUCCACAUGAUAACUUGUUGGGUCUGGUGAGGACCCUCAGGAUAUCUACAUCCUUUCAUCUUGCCACAGAGGGUAAUAUUGACUGGAUUAUGCCACACAGGCAGUCAACUUUCACAGGUUAGUGAAUUCUGAAUGUCAAAGGGAUUUGAAGGAAUAGUUAUUUAAGUUGAGAGAUUUGAUUCCAAUUUAAAUUUCUAAAGAUUCCUUUUGGCUUUGAAAGAAUCUUGAAAACUUCAUGAGAAGUUAAACCUUUACUUUUAAGAUACCCUUUAAAAUAUAAAGAGAAUUUUGCAGUGUAGGAAAGUCUUCUGGUGUGAACAUAAAGAAUGGCCAUGCCAGGAAAUGCAGCCUGGAACAGCACCUCCCUCCUCCAGACCUGUAGGCUGCCCUCCUCAUGUCCCUCUACCUUCUUUUCCUUGUCUUCACUCUCCUUUACUGGAUGUCAGCUUCCAGCAUAUGAAAGGGAUUUUAUAUGUUUAACUUAUUGGAUAGCAUUUGCAUUUUUUGUUGCUUUUCUAAAAUGGAAAGGUAAAUGUAACAUUUUUGGUUUCUUGUAGAAAAACAUCCACCUCCUUUAAAGCUAGACUAAGAUGGUUUUUUGGAUUGGUAUAGUUCUGAAUUAAACUGUUGUGUUCCUGGAUAGAAAAAUUAUCUUUCCUCUUUUACUUUAGAUGAUCUUUAGGUGACCUAAGUAAAAAGUCACCUCUUGAUUAAUAAUAACAGCUUUACUAUAUCUUUUAAAUUAUCUGUGUAUGUUUGUUUUAUUGAUCUUCUGGGUCAGCUGAGUAGAUUAGAGGGGGUCGUGAUGAAGUUACUGCUUUAACUCAUGGAUACUGAAAGACAGUUGUUGGAAAGUAAAAAUAUGUUGUUAAUCAUAGGGGUUAUUUUUGACCCAGUUAGUCAUCAAAGCAAAGAGAGUAUGUGCCCUUGUUGGGAAUAAGGAAAGCAAGACUUUGAGCAAGAGUUCCAAGAAAGGCAAUCCUAUGCAGCUAAUCAUCAGACAGGGAGCUUGGAAGUAAUGGGUUAGAACACUGGCCAUCUGGCAGACUUAAGGAGCAUUCUACUUGAGGUGCUAGCCUUGGGUCACACAAAGCCAUGAUAAAGAGCACAGUGCUCAUCUUGGUAAUGAUUAUGUCACAGGUGGUCACUUCCUAUCUGCUGGAUGUUGUCCCCAAACCUUUCUGUGUAUUGGUCCAUUAAUCUUCACGGUAUACCUGGGAAGAAGCUGGAUGCCAUUCCUGCCAGAGCUAGGGGCUGCCCAGUCUGGCCUCAUAGGCUCCACCUCAAACUGCGGCUAAAUGCCUGGGGACAGGGUCUCUUGCCCCAUCUAUCUUUCUCCGCUUUCUUCCGUAUAGAUUUCCCACCUCUAACAGGUACUUCACAGAAUGACAGGUAUAAAUGAGUAAAUGUCAGGAAAGAGAAGGAAAAUGAAACAUUCAUUGCUUCUUAGUGUUUAUUCUUAGUGGAGUAAAAAAAAAUUAUGGCUUAAUUCUGUCAGGAAAAAAAAGCACUACAUAUGGCAUUUUAUGUGUGUGUAGACUACAUUGACCAGAUUUACUGGUGCAAGGAUUUCUAGUUGCAGUGUAUACUGCACAGUUUCCAAUAUUAGAUUUAAUCGUUACUGAAAGGUGACAACUUUAAAAUACCAUAUCUUAGAUAAAGUAAAUACAAACCUUUAGGAACUGAGGUCAGUUUUGCUUCUGCAAUUCUGAUAUGGAACACCGUCACCCCUUCAAAUGCCCCUGGCUCUAUCCCAUUAUUAUCAAGAGGGUUUGCACUCAUUUCU
Messenger RNA from Chlorocebus sabaeus (green monkey), 2736 nucleotides. The record is from RefSeq and is a predicted model, not a curated record. NCBI's taxonomy places the organism in Eukaryota, Metazoa, Chordata, Mammalia, Primates, Cercopithecidae.